This is a messenger RNA of Lotus japonicus, 2543 nucleotides long. RefSeq names its product protein MAIN-LIKE 1-like. The record is from RefSeq and is a predicted model, not a curated record. The transcript has 4 exons. The coding region runs from base 305 to 2431 and encodes 708 amino acids. NCBI's taxonomy places the organism in Eukaryota, Viridiplantae, Streptophyta, Magnoliopsida, Fabales, Fabaceae. Gene Ontology annotation, biological process: meristem development; meristem maintenance.
ACACCCCACCCAUUAGGCCCCCCGCCCCACCUUGGGGGGCGAAAUUACCAGAAAACCAGUUGAUUAAAAACGGUAAAUGAUUACCCGACUCUAUAACGGGUAAUCAUUUACCGAUCGUGUUUAAAACAUAUAAACACGACAGUUUGGGUUUUGAAACCCAUUAUUUCAAAACCCAAAUUUCCCUCCCUCAAUCGCAUCCUCUCUCAAAGCUCGGUUCCACCACUUCAAUCAUCUCAAGGUCGGUUCUAAUCAUCAUCAAAGCUCCCACAAAGACCCAUUCCAUUACAUUCAAAAGAUAGCGAGAAUGAAGGGCGGGAGGAAGAGGUCACGACAUGCUUCUACUAGUGAGGAUCCAGCGGAUCGACACGAGCGCUUGCAUGCUUCUACCAGGCGCGGCGACCAUAUUGCAGCCACUCAGGCGGUAGAGGCUUCAGCUCCGUCUCCAUCCCCAUCUGCUACUCCGGUCGAGGCUCCGUUAGCUACCCCGGCUCCAUCUGCUACUCCGGUCGGGGCUCCGUCAGCUACCCCCGCUCCGUCUGCUACUAGGGCUCCGGCUGAGCUGGACCCUGCUCCGUUGUCUCCGAUGGCUGAGUUACCUCGUCAGGAGACAUCUUCUUCUGAGCCUAGUGGCGAGGAGUCUUCUUCUUCUUCUGAGCUUAGUGGUGAGGAGGAGGAGCCUCUUAUUCUGCAGGAGGAGAUUGAUGCUGCUGAUGUUAUGCCAGAUGUGGUGCCAGAGGGCGGUGCAGAGGGCGGUGCGGAUGACGACCUCAUCCAGAGGGUGGCACCGUUUCCCGGGGGGCCUGAGGAUCUGUCGCUUCUUGCGCAUUAUCCUGACCACAAGGCUCCUUGGACGUGGCAGGCACUUCUUCGCACAGACCCGCGGUACGUGGACCGUCGGACAUUGAGGGUGGCCACUGUUGGGGGGAAGGUAUGGAACCUCCCCUGUGAUGGCGAUUCAGAGGCCCACACAUAUGUGCGACAGCUGCUGCAGCAGACGGGUUUGUAUCACCUGCCUUGGUGCGGGUUACCGGAGACAGACCCAGCUGUCGUACUGGCCCUUGUUGAGAGAUGGCAUGAGGAGACGAGUAGCUUCCACAUGCCGUUCGGGGAGAUGACUAUCACCCUGGACGAUGUGUCUGCUCUUCUCCAUCUUCCCACAGGGUCGAGGUUCUACACUCCAGGCAGAGGGGAGCGAGACGAGGUUGCAGCGCUCUGCGCCCAGCUCCUGGGAGGAUCUGUUGCUGCUUAUCUGGCUGAGUUUGAGGCGGCGGGUGGCCAGAACAUUCGGUUCAUUACUCUGAAGACCAUGUACACGUCUGCUAUGGAUGGGGGACGCUAUGAGGAUGCUGCUAGGAUCUGGCUGGUGAACCAGCUUGGUGCCACCCUCUUUGCCAGCAAGAGUGGUGGUUACCACACUACUGUCUACUGGAUCGGGAUGCUUGAGGACCUCGGUCGCGUGUCGGAGUACGCGUGGGGUGCGAUUGCGCUGGCUUCGUUGUACGAACAGCUGAGUCGUGCAUCCCGCAGGAAGACAGCGCAGAUCGGUGGGUUCACCUCCCUCGUGUUGUCAUGGGCGUAUGAGUACAUAUCCAGCAGCGUCAUUAUCAGGACGGAGGUCCCCGGCUACACACAGGACCAGCCUAGGGCGCAACGGUGGUCCACGUCUCGGAUCGCGCAUUCCGGACUCGAUGAGAGACGAGUCAUGCUCGAUGAGCUUACAGUGGAUGAUAUCACAUGGACCCCUUUUGAGGACCAUCGAGAUGUUCGACCGCGGGAUCCCAGGGCCCUCUAUUCCGUCUACAUCCGGACACCUUACGGCCGGUCUGUGAGCCGACAUCUACCAGAGCGGGUUAUGCGCCAGUUUGGCUUCAUACAGGACAUCCCUCGACACCCCUCUGAGAUCCAGACGACGGGGUCCCUUGCUGAGACCACAGAUGCUGCCUAUGCUGAGUUUGAGCCGCACCUCCGCCCUCAGGGGAUACCUGCUACAUAUCCGGGAGAGGCGGUGGAGGGUUACAUGAGGUGGUAUAGCAGAGUGUCACAUGUGUUCAUCAUCCCUGAGGAUAGGAGGGAGGAGCUUAGUGCCGUGUCUGCCAUACGUAGGGGUGUGGAGUUGUUGGAGCAGUCCCUGGAGGUGCCAGGUGCUCUUGCUCCAGGGACACAACCCCGGAUCCUCACGGAGAGGGCGCUCGAUCUCUUUCGACGGAGUUCCUUCGUUGGUACCCAGGGAGUUGCCUUUUCUGCUAUUCGAGGAGCCGCAGCUGCGGGAGGCAGAGCUCGUGGAGGCAGAGCUCGUGGAGGCAGACCCCGUGGAGGUGGAGGCGGAGCUCGUGGAGGCAGAGCUCGUGGAGAGGGUGAUCUUGGAGAGGGUGUUCGUGGAGGUCGAGCUCGUGGACCCAGAGGUCGCAGGGGGCGGGGUCGGGGAGAGUGAUUUUAUUACACUUGUUAUGUGGGAUCCAUUAUUAUGUAUAUGUUAGGACUUUUUAUGUUAUGUUAUGACUCUUGCCUCGUUUUAUUUACAUGUGUUAUAUUUUUAGUCUUAA